CACAAAAAAAGAUAUAUUGAUGACGAGGUUGACCCCAUCAAAACAUUCGCUUGACCGCAGCCCAGGGGGAAAAGUUAGGCUCAUUUGAAAUGCCAAAAAGAAAAGCUUCCACAGCCGUCAAAACCUCCUACCUUCCGGUGGUGGCCAAUCGUGGCUCGAAAUAACACCUGAAGAUGCUAACUUGGUCGCGCAGUAGCCUCUGACGAGAUAGCGCGUGACAAUCCAGUCAGGACCUUAGAAGGGCCUCCUUCUGGUGGGUAUGGACUGGACAGCUCAUCCACAAAGACGCCCCCCUGGAGCUUACAUGCAAGUGACAAGGGGUCCUCGAAGGCUCAUCAUCUCCAAUCAGAGGAGGCUGCGGGCGCCGCGACCGACAUGAGGCAGCCUCCAAGGGGUAGACGACAGGGGGCACAGUCUCAAGGCGGCGUUUUGGCGUCUGAUGCCGCCAAUCAUACGAGGCCCUUCAGGGGAUUGAAGCAUCGGAUGUGAUGGGAGAAUGGAUCCUUGCCGCUUUUUGUAACGGCCUGAUCGGCAUCCAUCCAUUCUUUUCGAGGGCCAGUCUCUUUGAAGCUGUGCCUCUUUGUUGGUUUGAUUGUUGCUAUAUCUGGCUGACAAGAUCAAAGAGAUCACGACACGUUGACGAAGGAUUCGUGAAUUGUCGUGGUAGCAUACCGACAUGCACGCACGCAAAAAGGUCUGAGCGUCGCUUCUUUACUGCGUAAACGAAACAUGAUGGGAAGCGAGACAUCGGAGAUGACAGCAGCCACAGGUUGAUAUAUUCGGCGCCUUGAGGAAUGAACCGAGUCCCGAGGAACAUAAUCGUCAGUAGCCAAGAACGAGUGCCAGACUGAUUGUCAGUCGCAAUUAAGGAUCCCGGUGAGCGACAGGGAAAUACCUGGCGCAUUGGGAAUCUCUUUGCUGUGAAUGUCAAAAUCAAUGUCAAAUUGAAACCCUGUCACGGAUCGCCCGCAGUGGGCUUCGUCCAUGCAAAGCAUGUCUACUUGCUUUUCUCGUCAUAACCGGACUCAUCCAACAGGGCGGCUGUUGUUUAUCAUCGUCGCUUUGCUUAUAGCAGGGUCUUACUAUUAUUCUUUGACGCCUGGCCUGCCUCAGCUUGCCCAGAGUCCGUAUUUCGCAGACAGUCGUUCUACCGGAGUGACCGUUAGCUCUGCCUUAGCACCGACAGCUGUUGCUCAAUUUAUCCACACGAUGCCUACAGCACAGCACAGGGCCUACGGCCACCUAUACCUGAAUCUUGGGGAACGGACCAUCCCGUCUUGCUUGAAAAAGCAUAAACGUAAGUAUCAGUGUUGUAGCACAUCCGUUCUCCCUGUUUGGGCUAUCAGUUCGGCAGGUUUAUGCCCAUCGCAGUCAGCAUCGCCCGAGGUCCCUUGUCGGCGUCCAACUCGAUUCGUAUUUUCCCCACGUCUCGAGAUGUUUCAUCACCGCAGAACUCCUUGUCCAUUUCCCAUUUCGAUCCAUCGUCCUGCCCUACCUCACACUGUCCGCUUUGGGGGGCUAAGUUCGAUGCUAGGCCCAGCACUAAGAAGACCCUGGCUCAACGCGACACGUGCCGUGAAAAGGUGACGCGCUGCCUAUUUCCCAGACGAACCGAGGUGAUGGAUUUUUUCUGUUUGUUCGCUACAUCUGCAUCUUCAACGGAUGCAAGUGUUUGUUGUUGUUAUGAAUAGCUCAGUGGCUUUCCCCAUUGUUUCUUCAUUCUGGUCGAGCUGCAGCUUGAGAGACAUGGCGCAAGUUUUGGAAUGAGCUUUGAUGCACCGUGGACUGGACCCUUGUCUUGAGCCAUUGAGAAACGAAACACUACGGCACCGUAGCCACUGAAUAAGUCGAUGGGACAAGCGAGGGUACUGCCUGCAGCCUGUCCAAACGCAGGUACAUGCAACCGUACGCACACGCACAAACGCACAAACGCACACCAAGAAACUUUUUGGGUUUGUGUCAGUGUAGGUUAACUUGAACCCUAAUGCGAUACGUGGUCGUGUUCGUCUCAUUCGUAUGCAGGGGCUUUGAUGAUAGGAGAUGCGAUCACGAAGAAGACAAUAUGACCCAAAAAUGAACUAGGUUAUUUACCCGCUCCAUGUCUUGAGCCUAGCUGGGGUUUAUUAGAGGCAUAGACAUGUCUUGAUCUCCCUUAUUCUACUCCGUACGCGGGGAGAUACCCAAAGUCAUCCGUCAUUCUUGACUGGCGCCGAUAUAGGAACGUGUGUCGGUUCUGUGCUGUUUCGGUGGUAUAAGCUGUUGGUUCAAAUAUGCAGUUUCGAGCUAUAGGCCACCGUCGGCUCUCUUGGUUCUCUGCAUAUUUUUGACAAAUACAAUGCUCAUAGUAUGUCUCUAGUAUACAUUUUGGCGCCUGACCACAACCAACACUGGCUUCAAUUAUGAUGUUUUCGUCUCGCAGCCCACGUCACGAACCAUUCAUUUAUUGCCGCAUAUGCAUCCCUCAUCCUCGCGCUUACGUGCAGAUGUCCCUCUUCAUACAGUACAGCUAUACCAAGUAUACAGUCGGUAUUUCUUGCAGAUCGCGUCUAACAACCAAUAUCAUAACCUCCCAACCGCCCUUUACGCGCUUGCCAACGGCUCAGCACCAAUAAAUCAGCACCAAGAGACGCAAGACGCACAACAUCACAAUGUGCAACCGCAUGCAGCAGAUAUGCAGCCAUCAUGUACGGAUUAUUGCUCACGGCGCUUACAAAAGGGGCUUCUGCACUGUUUACAUACCGUAUGUAUUUAGUAUUUUAGCGUCAAGUGCGUGUAGCCGAAGGUCUAGAGCUCUUUGGUUGUGAUUUGCUUGUCUGAGACUUUGCAGCCGCCGUCGCGGUUAAACCCUAGUCGUUGAAUCGAUAGCGUGGAAGCUAUCGAAUGAACCCAAUUAUUCUCAUGAUUGGAGGAGAAUCUUUAAUUACAAUGGUUAAUUAUGCUUUUGGCCGUUGAGAUGGUGAAAUUACCCCCUCGUCUCUCCGAUCUGUCACAGGGACCGUUGCGGCUCAUCCCAAGUCAAUCAACCUACCCUGCAUCAGAAGAGCUCUGAGUCUGAGAUGUGUCACGACUUCAACACACAAACCUUUCUUUGAGAGACUUAUUGACCUCAAAUUGCCAA
Molecule: messenger RNA, 3118 nt
Organism: Fusarium verticillioides 7600
Lineage: Eukaryota; Fungi; Ascomycota; Sordariomycetes; Hypocreales; Nectriaceae
Exons: 2
Coding region: 985-1587 (200 amino acids)
Source: RefSeq, a predicted model, not a curated record